GGAAAAAGCAUUUUAAAAGGUACCACGUAAAGUAUGCACGAGCACAGGACAAAUAGGAAUCCUACACGAUGCACCUAAUCAGUACGUAUUCUCCGUUGGCAACAAAAGAGAAUGGAAGAGAAGAGAAGAGAAGAGGAGAACAAAACAACGGAAUUUUCCGUAAUUUCAUUCUCCAAAAACACAAUCUCUCUCUUUUUCUCUCUGUCUCGCUCAGCGAUCUUAAUCUUUUAUGUGGUCAGUUCUUAAAGUCCUUUUCCUCCUAUUCGUAUCAAAAUUCCUUUUGCUGUGUUUGUGGAUCUGUAGAUUACUUGAAGAAUUUUGGGUGUGUUGACAAUAUGGAGCAUGAUGACACGGGAUGCCAACCCCCUCCGGAAGGCCCUAUUCUGUGUAUUAACAACUGUGGCUUCUUCGGAAGUGCUGCGAACAUGAACAUGUGCUCCAAGUGUUACAAAGAUAUGGUACUGAAACAAGAACAAGCUAAGCUUGCUGUAUCAUCUAUUGGAAACCUUGUCAAUGGAUCGUCUUCCAGUGAGAAGGGAAUGAUCGUUGUUGGCCCUGUAGAUGUGCAACCUGAUUCUAUUGAAGCAAAGUCAAUAGCUUUGCCAUCAUCUCAAACUUCAAGCUCUAGUGAUGUGGCCGAAGUAAAGGCUAAAGUGGGUCCUAACCGCUGCGGCACUUGUAAAAAAAAGGUUGGCAUCACUGGUUUCAAAUGUCGCUGCUGUAACCUUUAUUGUGGAGCACACCGCUACUCAGAUAAACAUGACUGCCAGUUUGAUUACCGCUUGGCUGCUCAGAAUGCAAUAGCAAAGGCCAACCCUGUUGUUAAAGCAGAAAAACUUGACAAGAUCUAGAAGGGGAGUAUCGUGCGGAGAUUUGGUGAUUUGAUUCUGCGUCCAAAAGGGUCCUCUGAUUGGCAACAUAUAUUUCAGAUCUUAUUAGUCUUGCGGGAGGAAGAAGAAGAAGAAGAAAAGAUAUGUGCGGGUUAUGGAAUUAUUAGGAGAAUUUGUGUGUUUGCUCCAGUUUCAGGUCUUUCAUUAUGCUGGUUUGAUAUCCCUUCAAUUAUGUCUGUCAUAUAUUGUACCGACUCACCUGGUAUUCUGUCAGAUAUUACAUUUCUAAAUGCUAUGUGCAAAUCUAGAUAACAUGGAAACAUCUAUUAACUUGGUUGUGUUUUGUCAUUGUAAAUUUCUCUUAAUGAUAUCUUGUAUGUCCUCAUCCAA
Capsicum annuum is the source of this 1220-nucleotide messenger RNA. Its product is annotated as zinc finger A20 and AN1 domain-containing stress-associated protein 8. The record is from RefSeq and is a predicted model, not a curated record. The coding region runs from base 69 to 851 and encodes 260 amino acids. NCBI's taxonomy places the organism in Eukaryota, Viridiplantae, Streptophyta, Magnoliopsida, Solanales, Solanaceae. Gene Ontology annotation, molecular function: zinc ion binding; DNA binding. The transcript has 2 exons.